CUCCGCAGAAGCGAGGUGUCGGCCGUGACUAACCCCUCCGAGAGCCGCUGCGCACUCGGUGUUCUAUCCGCUCUCGGGGCUCCCCUAGUCGGGGCAUGCCCGGCCAUGGUCGACUUAAAUAGCGGCUGGAACCUGUCUUUUGCCGGGUGCGGCUUUCUGGGGAUCUAUCACAUCGGAGUUGCCAGCUGCCUGCUAGAGAAAGCGCCCUACCUCCUCACAGGGGCCACCAAGCUGUACGGGGCUUCCGCCGGCGCUCUGACCGCCUCGGUGCUCGCCAGCCAGGCGUCCAUAACCAAAUGUUGCGAAGAUGUGAUUGGGGUGGCGAAGGAGGCCAGGAAGAGGAACCUGGGCCCCCUUCACCCCACCUUCAACCUGCUCAAGGUGUUAAGGACCGGCCUGGAUCGGGAUCUGCCCUCCGACGCUCACAUCCGGGUUUCGGGGCGUCUGUGCGUUUCGCUCACCAGAGUGUCUGACGGGGAGAACGUGCUGGUGACGGAGUUUAGCUCCAAAGAGGAACUCAUCCAGGCACUGAUCUGCAGCUGCUUCAUUCCGGUCUACUGCGGGCUGAUCCCCCCAUCCUUCAGAGGAGUGCGCUACGUGGACGGUGGGAUGAGCAACAACAUGCCACAGUCAGAGCUGAAGAACACCAUCACCAUCUCACCCUUCUCGGGCGAGUGUGACAUCUGUCCCCGCGACAACUCCACCAGCUUCCACGAGCUGCGCUUCACCAACACCAGCAUCCAGAUGAACCUGGGCAACAUGUACCGCCUCAGCAGGGCGCUGUUUCCACCGGAACCCAAGGUACUGGCUGAGAUGUGUCAGAGCGGUUAUAAGGAUGCCAUGCGUUUCCUUGAAGAAAACAACCUGCUGAUGCCGGAUCGGCCGACCUCGGGCCCCGCCCUGCCGGAGAGCCCGUCCCCUUGCUGCUGCAAGCACACGGAAACCACCAAGGAGUGGGUGCUCCGGAGGCUCCGCCUACUGCGCAAACAGCACUGGUGGUUGGACGAGCAGAUGGUCCUGCCCACGCCCAUUAAGAAAGUGUUCUGCGAGGCCUGCCAAGACACACCUGGCCUGUAUGCCAAGGUGUCCCAGAUGCUGCCUGUGAGAGUGGCCUCCUACAUGCUCAUGCCAUACACACUUCCUGUACAGUCGGCCUACUCAGUGGCCCAGAGGUUUGUGGAGUGGAUCCCAGAGGUGCCGGCCGAUAUGCGCUGGCUGUUUGGGGUGGCAGGUGACAUGUACCAACAAGCCUGGAAAGGAGCUCCAAUCAACUCCCUCAGUGAGCCGGGCCUGAGGAAAUGCUUGAGUGCACCGCCGCUCUCCACGGAGUGUGAUAAGCCCAUGCAGAGAGACAACCUGCCUGCUCUCUCCUCCCUGGACCUCCACGGCAGCUACUGGGAGAUCCCCGAAUCUACCUCCUCCUCUUUCUCCUCCUCCUCCUCCUCCUCCUCAUACCACCAUCAUCCUCCUCACAUCACCCCCUCCUCUCCGCAGCAGGUCUGCUUCUUUGUCGGCUCGCAGGAUGAACCUAACGGCUAUGCGCAGCAGUAAAACGAUUCAGGGACCGCACUUUGACAAUGACGGGGACGGAUUUUCAACAUCGGGUGCUAAAAUUUGAAACAAUGAGCAAUGGUGCGUACAUGUCUCAAGGAGACACACAUUUAUCUCUGACUCCGAACACUCCAGGCAGCACAACUGUUAUAUUUUACCUAGUGCUCUGGAACUCACUCAGGAUCACAGAUGUGUUUUGUGGGACUGUUUUCAUGUACAGCACAGAGACGCGUCUAGUUUUAUACGCUAACUACAACGCUACCUACCAGUAGCAUUCAUUCCUCAUUCCAAUACAGUUUACUGUCUGUUGAUGUUCACAUUUUUGUGAUAUCUCCAGGCGCCCUACGGGCCCUUUUUAGGUGACAAGAUGCAAUGUCUUGCAGCCAUGUUGGACGUCUGCAGGCCUCGUUUCUAAUCAUAUUUAAUCUAGCCAGAAAAGGUCGAGGCUAAUCUUAAUUUCUACACCACAAAUCUAACCAGUUUGAAAAGCUGACGUGGCUACAGCUGGAGCUCGGCACUGCUGCCGAUAAAAAAUGAUGGCCAAAGCCACAAGAAGAUGUAAUAAACUUAAGUGUCCUUGAAAGUGAGAUGAUGUCAAAGACUGAACUCUAAAUAUUGAGACCAAUAUGACCAAGUCACUUUACUCACAGAUCACUAACUCUAUUGGCUCUUCUCAUAUCCCGAUUUUGCACCUCCUCAUCUCCUCGCUCCUCCGAUUUGUGACCAGGAAAUUUAUCUCAGCGCCCUAUCUUAGAGGGCGUCCCAAAUUCUUAAAUGCAUCUCAAGGAGCGAGGAGGCCGGAUGAGCUAUGAGCGUGGCCUGUUGCCUCGCAUCUCUUCCCCCCAUCACUUAUCCCUUGAAUGUAAAGUUAUAUUAUUGCACUGUGAUAUUCUCUUAUGAUUAAACCAUAUUUAAAAUUGAUUGUUUUGUUUAAUGGAGUGUCCUGCACCUGCACCAAGUGGUGACACAACAAUAUGCCAGUAUGUGGAUAUGGUGGAUAUUGAGAAUUCGUUCCCCAGAAUGGGUCGGGACAAACACGAAGGUCGCAGGGGAUUUUAUUAAGGUGGCUAGAAUCAGAAUUUCUUCCCUGGUCUUUUAUUUAACAUUAAUAUCUGCAGUUGACCUUCGAGUCACAUCGGGGAACCUAAAUGUUUGUAUUGUUCUGAUAAGUGGAGUCUACUAAUAAGAUUGAAUCUAAUUUGAAAGGCAAAGGCUGUUUAAUUUAGUGAUGAGAGGUUAUUAAAAGAAUGAGAUCGCCUGUUAACGCCACCUAAAUGCAUUUAUGGUUUAUUUUAUAAAGCAUUUAACAUGUGUCAUGUUUUCAAAUGACACAUGCAUCAAACAAAGUUGUUAUUUAUCAAACAUAAAUGUCUUCAAGAUGAUAUGAGGUGAUGCCGAAAUGGCAGUCAAAAUUUUCGUCAUUUUCUUUGAUAUUUAUAAAUUUAAAUAUUACUUACACUUUGAUUGCGAUCAUUGAAGAAAAUAGACCGGAUAGUGACUCUCACCCGAUACGUCAGAACCAGGCCAAUAGCGGCUAGCGCUGAGGUCAAGGUUAAUAAUUUACCAUAAC
Anoplopoma fimbria (sablefish) is the source of this 3121-nucleotide messenger RNA. RefSeq names its product patatin-like phospholipase domain containing 3 (gene pnpla3). Gene Ontology annotation, biological process: lipid homeostasis; positive regulation of triglyceride catabolic process; triglyceride catabolic process. Gene Ontology annotation, molecular function: triacylglycerol lipase activity. NCBI's taxonomy places the organism in Eukaryota, Metazoa, Chordata, Actinopteri, Perciformes, Anoplopomatidae. The coding region runs from base 106 to 1551 and encodes 481 amino acids. Gene Ontology annotation, cellular component: lipid droplet; cytoplasm; membrane. The transcript is spliced from 9 exons. The record is from RefSeq and is a predicted model, not a curated record.